Molecule: messenger RNA, 1726 nt
Organism: Capsicum annuum
Lineage: Eukaryota; Viridiplantae; Streptophyta; Magnoliopsida; Solanales; Solanaceae
Product: ubiquinol oxidase, mitochondrial-like
Exons: 1
Coding region: 700-1248 (182 amino acids)
Biological process (GO): alternative respiration
Cellular component (GO): mitochondrion
Molecular function (GO): alternative oxidase activity
Source: RefSeq, a predicted model, not a curated record
GCCUUUGUCCUGGUUGCGAUUGCAAAGUUGACUGCAUUGACUUGCUUAAUGAUCUUCAAAGAACAAACCUUUUCACCACUGAUAGCUGGGAGAAAGUAUAUCCCAAAGAAGCUGCUGCUACGUCCGGGGAGAAGCUAGAUGAUAUUUAUGAACUUCCAUCGGAUGACUCAGAGAAUGGACUGCCUGACAUACCUUGUUCGAAUGAAGUUUCUGCUAAGCAUUUACGUGAAUAAAUUUCUUUGCCUGAGCAUGAUUUGAAAGAUAGAAAGCCCAAUAUGGUGUUGUCGGGAAAUAAUUCUGGUCUUGCGAGGCGAGGAGGAUUGUGCCCUCCUAAUGGAUUCCAAAAUAUGACUCAUUUUUGGAAUUUGAUUCUGAGUGUAAGCUUUACUUGGAAAGCAAUAUUUCAGUUUAGAGAAUACAGAUGCCUGAAACUACUAAUGCUGAUAAAUUAUCAGAACUAGAACUUGAGAAUGUUUAUGAUGAGUAGUGUGAGAAUGCUACUCAGUCAGUUGAGCUGCCUUUGCCGAGCAAUUCCUGGUUAGCCCAGGUUUAAUCCUGGUAAAUUCUUGGCAGCUAUUCAGUGGGGGAGUCGACUCUCACACAGUUUAGAGAUCCUGGCUACAAAAUAUCAGCGCAUUACAAGAAAUCCAGAAGACAACAGGUAGUUCAUCAACCGAGGAGAAACUCAAAGUUAGAGGUAUGGGCACCUUUGAAUCUCGUUCAAGUGGUAAAAGUAAGGCAUAUGGAGAAUUCACCACCAAGAGACUCUACGAAUCCUUCAAGGAAAAUAAUUAUCCUGACCGUGACGCAAAGAAGAAGUUCGAGCAAAGUGGUGGUUGGAUAAAAGCAUUACUUGAAGAAGCUGAGAAUGAGAGGAUACAUCUGAUAACUAUGGUGGAGAUAGUACAUCCUAAAUGGUAUGAGAAGUUGUUAGUUAUUUUCGUGCAGGAAGCGUUUUUCAAUUUUUACUUUGUGCUUUACUUGCUGUCCUCCAAGCUUACACACAGAGUUAUUGGCUAUCUUGAAAAGGAGGCUAUACACUCAUAUACUUUAUACCUUAAUGAUAUUGAUCAUGGUGAAAUUAAAAAUAUCCCUACUCUUGCGAUAGCAAUUGACUACUGGAGACUGCCUAAGGAUGAGACUCUAAAAGAUGUUAUGUCAUCCGUGCUGAUGAAGCUCAUCAUAGAGACGUUAACCAUUUCACAUCUCCAUGGGAGACAUAUCAGGCUAACUUGUCGAUUGAUCUAAGAAAGCACCAUGUUCCCAAGAAAUUCCUUGAUAAGGUUGCUUAUUGGUCGGUGAAAUUUCUCAGGAUUCCAACCGAUUUAUUUUUUUAAGAAAAGAUAUGGUUGUCGUGCAAUGAUGUUGGAAACAGUGACAGGUGUACCAGGAAUGGUGGGAGGUAUGUUGUUACAUCUAAGGUGGUUACGCAAGUUCGAGCUUCUAAGGCAAAGAAUUGGUGUUUGCAUUUCAUAAAGCAAGGAGGAGUGUUGAAAGUUGCUUUAAGAAUGCAACUGUUUUUUUUUUUCUCCUGCAGUUUUUUACGUACAAUCCUAAUUAAAUUAGGAGUCCUAUCUUUGGUAGGAAACUAAUUAGUUAUUUUAAUUUUAGCAGAAAUAAGUUGUUUUUUUGUCCUAUUUUUAGUUAUAAUAGCAACUAUUUAAGUUGGUAAUUUGAUGAUCAAUACAGACGGCUGUUACAAGAAAAUAAUCAACCUCUCUGCAUA